Teleopsis dalmanni is the source of this 1054-nucleotide messenger RNA. RefSeq names its product vacuolar protein sorting-associated protein 26C. The record is from RefSeq and is a predicted model, not a curated record. Lineage: Eukaryota; Metazoa; Arthropoda; Insecta; Diptera; Diopsidae. Gene Ontology annotation, cellular component: endosome. The transcript is spliced from 4 exons. Gene Ontology annotation, biological process: intracellular protein transport. The coding region runs from base 4 to 945 and encodes 313 amino acids.
AAAAUGACUGCAAUAAAUUUUGAAAUUAAACUUAAACGAGAAAAUAAAAUAUAUUUUGAAGGUGAAAUUCUAUCAGGUUGUGUGCAAUUUAAUUGUCCUUCCGAAGCAAAACAUGAUGGAGUUACAUUAUCUCUGGAAGGAGUGGUUAAUUUACAGUUGAGUACUAAAAAUGUUGGGCUUUUCGAUGCAUUUUAUAAUUCCGUUAAGCCAAUAACUUUGCUCAAUAAUACAUUGGAAUUAGCUGCACCUGGUAAAUUAGCACAAGGCAUCUCUGAAUUUCACUUUGAGUUUCCUUUAACGUGCAAUAAAGAACCACGCAUUCUGUAUGAAACGUAUCACGGAGUUUUCAUAAAUAUUAACUAUCAAUUACGUUGUGAUGUUAAACGUAGCUUUUUAGCGAAAUCCUUACAGAAAACGCAACAAUUUUGUAUACAAUAUAAACCGACUGCCACCGAUUUAAAAAAAUCUUCGGAAGUUAACUUCAGUGUUAGUCCAGAAACAUUGCAGAAAACAGCAAAAGAACGUAUAUCUAUACCACGUUUUCUUGUAACAGGAAAGUUGGAUAAUACGGAAUGUUGUAUCACCGAGCCUUUAACAGGACAUUUUAUUGUGCAGCAUACAGAGGCCGCUAUUAAGUCCAUUGAAUUACAAUUGGUACGUGUGGAGACAUGUGGUUGUGCUGAGGGCUAUUCAAAGGAUGCAACAGAAAUACAAACAUUACAAAUAGUAGAUGGAAAUAUUUGCCCAAAAUUAGAAAUUCCUAUUUACAUGGUAUUACCACGAUUGUUCACUUGUCCAACUCUGAUAACCAAAAAUUUUAAAAUAGAAUUUGAACUCAAUUUAAUUGUUAUAUUUAAAGACGAUUAUAUUGUUACUGAGAAUUUCCAAAUCACUUUUAAACGUACUGCUUCUCCGAAUGGAAAAUUGAAAAAUUGUGGUGGGUAAUUAGAGUACGAUUAAGGCAAACCUAUAAAGCCAUAAUUAAAAUGAGUUUUACAUAUUGACUUUGAUAAAAAGAAAGUUUAAGUUGGUUUUAAUUUAAUAAUUAUCACUU